Hibiscus syriacus is the source of this 321-nucleotide messenger RNA. Its product is annotated as cinnamoyl-CoA reductase 1-like. The record is from RefSeq and is a predicted model, not a curated record. Lineage: Eukaryota; Viridiplantae; Streptophyta; Magnoliopsida; Malvales; Malvaceae. Gene Ontology annotation, molecular function: oxidoreductase activity, acting on the CH-OH group of donors, NAD or NADP as acceptor. The coding region runs from base 25 to 321 and encodes 98 amino acids. The transcript is spliced from 2 exons.
ACAGAAAGAAGAUAGUGAGAAAAUAUGGCUCAGGCGAUCGGAAAAGUGUGUGUCACCGGAGCCGGCGGCUACCUUGGGUCUUGGGUUAUGAAGCACCUUCUCUCUAACAACUACGUCGUCCACGGCACCGUCAAGCAACCUGGGGAUGCCAAAUAUGCACACUUGAAUCAGCUUGAGAAAGCAUCCGACAACCUCAAACUCUUCAAGGCGGAUUUAUUGGAUUAUGAUUCUCUUUGUUCCGCCAUUGCCAGCUACGCCGGUGUCUUCCACGUUGCCUCUCCCGUCCCCUCCUCCGCGUUACUAAUCCCCAGGCAAUACUAA